UCUACAAUACCUACCACAGAUUGGUAAGUUCUCCAGCUUCAGUUGCCUGGCAGUAUCUAUUACUCGCUUUACACCAUCAAGGCAAAGGCCUUCAUACACCCUGUUCCUAACAUUGACAUUACCAUGACGUUUCAACGCUAACUCUGGUCAGCAGUGAUUACCCUCUUAAUUCAUUUCCAUACUCGCCCCUAUCGCAACUAUGUCGGACGAACUCACAAAAGUCGAUUCUGCCAUUGCUGGCUUGUCAAUAAAUUCUAAGGAGGAGAAAGAGGCCGACAAGACGGCGAAGAAGACUCAUAGGCGCCACUCAUCUCAGUCGGAGGGUGUCUGGAACAUCAAGGACUUGGAGGCGAAGAAGAUUGAGUUGACUCUCCCCAUUGAAACGCAAAAGACCGGGUGGAAGCUCAACACUGCGCCGUCUUCAAUCGAGGACAAGGAUAUCCUCAAACUCCAUCUCGUAACCCCCCCGGUGAAGAAGAUUGAUUUGCAUUUCCCGCUGGGAUUGGAAGUGACUGCUCGUAAUCUCAAGGGAGUCACAGUCAAGGACGCGCUGGACGCUAUCCACAAGCAGUUCAAAAAGAAGGCUGAUGAUGAGUUGGAUAAACCUUACCUUGCUGGUUUCGAGUGGGACAAGGAAGAGUGCUGGACACGCCUAAUCGUCCACCAGACAAAGCAAACCUCGGUCCAACAGACCUCCAGUAAGAAGUCCAAGAAGAAGAAGGAAGAGGCAUAGAACGGGCAUGUAUACUGGUGUGUUAAAUGCCAAUGGUUGCUCUUCUUUGUCCGUACCGGGCAUACUUUUCAGACUUAAUUAUUUCUCUCAUCUUGCUUCUUAGCACUUCCUUACAGAGCUUGUUUGGGAUGUAGAAGCCUGAGUUAGAGGGUGAUUUCUUUACGUAGCUUGAUUUGAUUCUUCAAUCUCAAUAUUACUCCACUUCUGUCUUCAGUCCUUACCUGUUUCGGCGGUCCGACUAGUCUUCUUAUUGGGAUGAAGGUUAAGGGCAAGCCCAUGCUCUUCGCCCUCAGUAGAAGGAAUUCCACUCAUUCUUGCUGCUGACACCGACAUUCUGAGGAACGGUGUUCUUCAUGAUUUCAAAACUGGAAAACCUGGAGACUAUGCCCAAGAAUUAAUUACGCACAAUAGCUAUUUAGUUUUCUGUCGUGCAUUCUAUGUUCAAGAGAAACAACCAAAACCCAGAGCACUAUGGUCUAACACUGAUGCAAAUAUACGAGUCUUUCUC
Messenger RNA from Aspergillus caelatus, 1241 nucleotides. RefSeq lists its product as uncharacterized. Lineage: Eukaryota; Fungi; Ascomycota; Eurotiomycetes; Eurotiales; Aspergillaceae. The coding region runs from base 200 to 733 and encodes 177 amino acids. The record is from RefSeq and is a predicted model, not a curated record. The transcript has 4 exons.